This is a messenger RNA of Ipomoea triloba (trilobed morning glory), 1307 nucleotides long. Its product is annotated as auxin-induced protein PCNT115-like. The record is from RefSeq and is a predicted model, not a curated record. Lineage: Eukaryota; Viridiplantae; Streptophyta; Magnoliopsida; Solanales; Convolvulaceae. The transcript is spliced from 5 exons. The coding region runs from base 53 to 1078 and encodes 341 amino acids. Gene Ontology annotation, cellular component: cytoplasm.
UGCUCCAAAAAAGGGGAAGAAAACAGUUAGUGAGGUUUUACUACACUCUACAAUGGCAACAAAUGUGCCGAGGAUGAAGCUGGGUUCGCAGGGCCUGGAAGUAUCUGCGCAGGGUCUUGGCUGUAUGGGGAUGUCCUGCUUCUAUGGCCCGCCCAAGCCUGAUGAAGAUAUGAUCAAGCUCAUUCACCACGCCAUUCAUUCCGGCGUCACCUUGCUCGACACCUCCGAUAUGUAUGGCCCGCACACCAACGAAAUCCUCCUUGGCAAGGCUUUGAAAGGAGGGGUAAGAGAAAAGGUACAAUUGGCAACAAAGUUUGCAUACUCUUUUGGGGAAGGGGGCAUUGACAUUCGUGGGGAUCCAGAAUAUGUAAGAGCUGCUUGUGAGGCAAGCUUGAAAAGGCUUGAGGUCGACUGCAUCGACCUCUACUAUCAGCAUCGUGUUGAUACUCGCGUCCCUAUUGAAGUAACGAUGGGAGAGCUUAAGAAAUUGGUCGAAGAAGGGAAAAUCAAAUACAUAGGCCUAUCGGAGGCUUCAGCUGCAACAAUCAGAAGAGCACAUGCUGUUCAUCCUAUAACAGCUGUGCAGAUAGAGUGGUCUCUGUGGGCAAGAGAUGUGGAAGAAGAAAUUAUACCUACUUGCAGAGAGCUUGGAAUUGGAAUUGUAGCAUAUAGUCCACUGGGGCGAGGAUUCUUGUCCUCGGGUGCAAAGCUGGUCGAAAACUUCUCAGAAGGCGAUAUCAGAAAGCAUCUCCCAAGGUUCCACGGUGAGAACGCUGAGCACAACGCGAACUUGUACGAGAGGAUAAACAAGCUGGCAGAACAAAAGGGAUGCACCCCUUCACAGCUUGCUCUGGCCUGGUUGCAUCACCAAGGGAACGAUGUCUGUCCCAUCCCGGGAACCACUCGGAUCGAAAACUUCAACCAAAACAUCGGAGCUUUGUCUGUGAAACUGACAGCCAACGACAUCUCUGAGCUCGAAUGCAUUGCCUCAGCUGUCAAGGGUGACCGAUACCCGCCUGGCAUGAACACUUGGAAAGAAUCAGAUACCCCACCUGUGUCAGCAUGGAAAGCGGCAUAAUUCUAUGCUGCUCUUCUGGACUUUCGGACAAACGUUCGGAUCGAAUAAUGUUUGUUUGUAUGACUGAAAGCUGUUGAGAGAGUGUGGGCUAUUCGGCUUUUGAGAAUAAAAUUAGCUACUGAACUUCUGCCUGUGGUUUCUCUUUUUUUGAGUAUCUUCAGUAGCUCUGUAUUACUAUUACUUGAGGAAUGCUGUUUUCACAUAUAAUAUAUUACAGUGUCUUUAUAUC